Messenger RNA from Hypomesus transpacificus, 2108 nucleotides. It is a transcript of the gene jun, whose product is annotated as Jun proto-oncogene, AP-1 transcription factor subunit. Gene Ontology annotation, cellular component: transcription regulator complex. Gene Ontology annotation, molecular function: transcription factor binding; DNA-binding transcription factor activity, RNA polymerase II-specific; RNA polymerase II cis-regulatory region sequence-specific DNA binding. The transcript has a single exon. Gene Ontology annotation, biological process: regulation of transcription by RNA polymerase II; regulation of cell population proliferation; regulation of cell cycle. Lineage: Eukaryota; Metazoa; Chordata; Actinopteri; Osmeriformes; Osmeridae. Bases 423 to 1397 code for a protein of 324 amino acids. The record is from RefSeq and is a predicted model, not a curated record.
GAUAAGGUUGUCCUCCACGCUGUAGUUCUCAGAGUAUACACACCGCUCAAGAGAGGCGAGCAACAUCACAGGUGGUGUAUAACUAAAUACUGAAGUUAGCGAAAGCGCUUUUCUUUCGUGACUGACUUCAAGUCUGGACAGAGCGGGAGAAGCGUUCUAAAGAACUCGUUCGUCUUCGCUCACGAAACAAAAUAUUCUUCAGCGUGACAAGGAGGAGCGCUUUCAAGUUCUGAAGUUUUGACUUGGUUCUAGGACACGCGACCGCUCCUCAGAAUAGAAGUUCGGAUAAAGAAAAGGACGUUGCCGCUAUCGCCAAGAACUUCUACUGAGAACAUUUCGCCUAAAAGUAGUGAAAUAAGGAACGAGGGAAUAAAACAACAUUGUGCAGAGACAUUCUAACGCGAGUAGGUGGUUUGUUUUCUAUGUCUACCAAGAUGGAAACUACUUUUUAUGAUGACUCGCUGAACGCUUUUUCUCAGCAUGAUAACACGGGUUAUGGAUACAACCAGAAGCCACUGAAACACAACAUGACACUGAACCUAGGCGACCCAAUGGUCACUCUCAAACCUCAUCUACGGGCGAAAGCCAGUGACAUACUGACAUCUCCGGACGUUGGGCUCCUCAAACUAGCCUCACCGGAGCUGGAACAACUCAUCAUCCAGUCCAGCAACGGCCUUAUAACCACAACACCGACUCCGACACAGUUCCUCUGCCCAAAGAACGUGACUGACGCGCAGGAAGGAUUCGCAGAGGGCUUCGUUCGUGCGCUGGCGGAACUCCACCACCAACACAUGCCCAACGUGCCCAGUGUUAGUGUAAACUCAGCUCCUCAGCCCAGUGUAAACACCCUGCCGCCUGUAUCGUCUGUGGCGGGCGCAGUUGCCUAUAACAACAACGUAGCCAUGCGCUCUGAUUCACCCGUCUACGAGGACCUGAGCACAUUUAACCCCGCGAUCAGCACCAACUCCGCCCCGAGUUACACAACUUCAGCUCCAACUAUGUCCUUCUCAACUGCCCUGCCGCAGCUUCCUCUGUACGGCCAGUCUACUGCCGCUAUUCCCCGACUGGCAGCGCUUAAAGAAGAGCCCCAAAUUGUCCCAGAGAUGCCUGGAGAGACCCCCCCUCUGUCCCCGAUUGACAUGGAGAACCAAGAGCGCAUCAAAGCGGAGAGAAAGAGGAUGCGGAAUCGGAUUGCGGCUUCCAAAUGCAGGAAGAGGAAGCUGGAAAGAAUCUCUCGGCUCGAGGACAAAGUAAAGAACCUGAAAUCUCAAAACUCUGAUCUCGCGUCCACGGCCAACAUGCUUCGCGAGCAGGUGGCCCAGCUGAAGCAGAAGGUUAUGAACCACGUCAACAGCGGGUGCCAGCUCAUGCUUACGCAGCAACUUCAGACAUUCUGAAGGAAGGACUAAAAGGGCGACAGACUGUAACAGAAAUUGAACGAAAGGACAUCGUUUGAUAGCGAGGUUGUAUCAACCGCACCAUUGGUUGUAGGACGAUAUAGCACAAGACCGGAGGGAACGGGGCUGGCACUUGGACUGGGUGCCUCGCGCUCUCCGGUGGCGCGUUCUGGAGACGGUGCCCUGGACAUCAAGCCGGUGAACAAGAGAGAUAAACAGCAACAAACAUGACACGAUCUGUUGUGUUUCGUGUUGUUUUUUUUUGUACAAGAUAUGUUAGAGUGACUUUUGUUGAUUGAGACCAAGCUCUGCAUGGAAGUGACCACCCGAAGACAUUCAGUAUUAGAAAGUAAAAAUAAAUUUACAAUAGCCUAUACUUUUGCUGUAGCCUAUAAGGCGCCAAAGGAGGGCGUGAGGGCUGUGAAUAACUGAACACUUCACAAAAGCUGCCUGACUUCUGAGUUACAGUACAAUGUACUUUUUGGCUAUUGUUUUCUUCCUUUAAGUUAAAAAUCUUCAACGGUUACUUUUAUUUUUGUUAAGUUGCUUAAUGGGGUUCCACUCAUUGUUUUAUGUAAAUAAGAUCAACUUGGAGUACUUAAGUUUACCAUUUGUAAUAUGAAAUACUUUUUAUUUUUAAUGUUUGUUUUCUGAGCUCUUCAGAAACUAAUCAAUAUUUAAGAAAUGUAAUAAACUAUCUGUUAACUGAGA